Messenger RNA from Morus notabilis, 3531 nucleotides. RefSeq names its product dynamin-2A. Gene Ontology annotation, molecular function: GTPase activity; microtubule binding; GTP binding. Gene Ontology annotation, cellular component: membrane; microtubule; cytoplasm. Bases 272 to 3058 code for a protein of 928 amino acids. The transcript has 22 exons. Lineage: Eukaryota; Viridiplantae; Streptophyta; Magnoliopsida; Rosales; Moraceae. The record is from RefSeq and is a predicted model, not a curated record.
UCAAAACGCGAGAGAGAGAGUGGGAGAGAGAGUUUUAGAGAGAGAGAGAGAGGGGUUCUUCUUUAUCUUUCUUCUCCAACAUUUCCUCUUUCGCAGUAUUAUUACAAAACAAACCAUCUUUCUUCUUCUCUUUUCAAAAUUGACCUCAAAUCCCUGAGAUCUCAUCCCUUCUCCCCAAUCUUUAGGGUUUUGUCCCGAUUCGAUCCGAUCCCUCUCCUUCCUCUCGAUUCGAUUGAUUUUAGAUCUUUGAUCUCAAAUACUUUCUUCUGCCAUGGAAGCGAUCGAGGAGUUGUCGCAACUCUCCGACUCGAUGCGUCAAGCCGCCGCUUUACUUGCCGACGAAGAUGUCGACGAAAAUUCCAGCUCCUCCCGACGCGAUUCCACUUUCCUCAAUGUCGUCGCGCUCGGCAAUGUCGGUGCCGGUAAAUCAGCAGUCUUGAACAGUUUAAUUGGACAUCCUGUUCUGCCAACUGGUGAAAAUGGUGCUACUCGAGCUCCCAUAAGCAUAGAUUUACAGCGGGAUGGUGCUCUGAGCAGCAAAUCAAUUAUUUUACAGAUUGACAACAAAUCACAGCAAGUUUCUGCAAGUGCUCUGCGCCAUUCUCUGCAAGAUAGGUUGAGUAAGGGUUCCUCAGGCAAGAGCCGUGAUGAAAUAUACUUGAAACUACGGACAAGUACAGCGCCUCCUCUCAAAUUGAUUGAUUUACCUGGGCUGGACCAGCGGAUCAUGGAUGAAUCUUUGGUUAGUGAAUAUGCUGAGCACAACGAUGCAAUCUUGCUGAUUGUUGUCCCUGCUGCUCAAGCACCUGAAGUUGCCUCAUGCCGAGCUCUCAGAGUUGCCAAGGAAUUUGACGGAGACGGCACGAGAACCAUUGGUGUAAUCAGCAAAAUAGAUCAAGCUGCUUCGGACCAGAAAGCUCUUGCUGCAGUCCAGGCUCUUCUGUUAAAUCAGGGGCCAUCAAGGGCUUCGGAUAUGCUCUGGGUUGCAUUAAUUGGUCAGUCAGUUUCAAUAGCUUCAGCACAGUCUGGAUCUGUUGGUUCUGAGAAUUCUUUAGAAACAGCAUGGAGGGCUGAGAGUGAAAGUCUCAAGUCCAUCCUGACUGGCGCUCCUCAAAGUAAGCUAGGCAGAAUAGCAUUGGUGGAUGCUUUAGCUCAGCAAAUUCGCAGUCGUAUGAAAGUCCGCCUUCCUAACCUCCUAUCUGGGUUACAGGGUAAGUCCCAAAUAGUCCAGGAUGAGUUAGUUAGGCUUGGUGAGCAAAUGGUGCAAAGUGCCGAGGGCACCAGAGCAAUAGCUUUAGAACUUUGCCGUGAAUUUGAGGAUAAGUUUCUUCAACACAUUACGAGUGGUGAGGGUUCUGGUUGGAAAAUUGUUGCUAGUUUUGAAGGGAACUUUCCUAAUAGAAUCAAGCAGCUUCCAUUAGACCGGCAUUUUGAUAUCAACAAUGUGAAAAGAAUUGUCUUAGAAGCAGAUGGUUACCAGCCAUAUCUCAUAUCCCCUGAAAAGGGUUUAAGAUCUUUAAUAAAAGGUGUUUUGGAGCUUGCAAAAGAACCGUCACGUCUUUGUGUUGAUGAGGUACAUCGUGUCCUGGUUGAUAUUGUUUCUGCCGCUGCAGCUGCUACCCCUGGUCUUGGAAGAUAUCCUCCUUUCAAGAGAGAGGUUGUGGCCAUUGCAAGUGCUGCUUUAGAUGGGUUCAAAAAUGAGGCGAAGAAAAUGGUGGUGGCCCUAGUAGAUAUGGAGCGGGCUUUUGUACCUCCUCAACACUUCAUUCGUUUAGUACAAAGGAGAAUGGAGAGACAACGCAGAGAGGAGGAGCUGAAAAACAGAUCAUCCAAGAAGGGGCAGGAUGCGGAGCAAUCAAUACUAAAUAGGGCAACAAGUCCACAAACAGGUGGUCAGCAAACUGGUGGAAGCUUGAAAUCAUUGAAGGAUAAAUCUGAUAAGGCAGAAAAAGAUGCACCUGAGACGUCUGGUUUGAAAACUGCAGGUCCUGAAGGCGAAAUCACGGCAGGUUUUCUACUAAAGAAAAGUGCAAAAACUAAUGGUUGGAGCAGGCGAUGGUUUGUUUUGAAUGAAAAGACUGGAAAGCUUGGCUAUACCAAGAAGCAAGAAGAAAGACACUUUCGUGGUGUGAUCACCUUGGAGGAAUGUAAUAUUGAAGAGGCUGCAGAUGAAGAGGAACCCCCUGCAAAGAGUUCAAAGGAUAAGAAGGCCAAUGGACCAGAUUCUGGGAAAGCAACCAGUCUUGUGUUUAAACUUACCAGCAAGGUCCCAUAUAAAACUGUAUUGAAAGCACACAGUGCUGUUCUCUUGAAGGCUGAGAGCAUGAAUGACAAGGUUGAGUGGAUAAACAAAAUCAGAAAUGUUAUUCAACCGUCCAGAGGAGGAAGAGGAACAUCAAAUGAAGGUGGUCUUACCAUGCGGCAGAGUCUCUCUGAUGGUUCCUUGGAUACGAUGGCACGAAGACCUGCUGAUCCUGAAGAAGAACUCCGGUGGAUGUCUCAAGAAGUUCGUGGUUAUGUUGAAGCAGUUUUGAACAGUUUGGCAGCUAAUGUGCCCAAGGCUGUCGUUCUCUGUCAAGUUGAAAAAGCAAAAGAAGACAUGCUAAACCAGUUAUAUAGCUCUAUCAGUGCUCAAAGUACGGCAAGAAUUGAAGAGUUACUUCAAGAGGACCAUAAUGUAAAACGCCGCAGAGAACGCUACCAGAAGCAAUCCUCUCUCCUUUCCAAGCUAACUCGUCAACUCAGCAUUCACGACAACAGAGCAGCUGCCGCCUCCAGCUGGUCCAAUGAUGGUGGUAGUAGUGUCGAAAGUAGCCCAAGAACUAGUGCUCCAUCUGGUGAUGACUGGAGAUCUGCAUUUGAUGCUGCUGCCAAUGGCCCGGUCAACCACUAUGGAGAUUACUCUAGAUCCUCAUCCAAUGGUCACAGUCGACAUAACAGUGAUCCAGCACAGAAUGGCGAUGUGAACUCGGGGCCAAACUCUGGCAGCCGUCGUACUCCCAAUAGGUUGCCACCGCCACCACCGCAAUCCGGUUCUUCAGGGUACAAAUUUUUUUAGGUGGGUGACUGAUAUUCUAUUGACAAUUCAUGUUUUCAGUGCAUUCUUGGUGGGUGAGAUCGCUCAGCACCGCAUCAUAUGAUUUUUCCUGUAGAAUCUUUAGAAGAGGAGAGAAAAAACGGUGGUGUACAUAAAAAACUUGAAAAAGUUGCUGGGUAUCAGGAUCUUAUGGUGUCUGUAACGAGGAUGGAUUCAAGGCAUACUUGAAAUCCAUUAUGAUCUAUAUUUCUCUAUUCAAUUUUUCUCGUUUACCUAGAAAUUUUUAUUUUUUAUUUUUUUACUUCUCUUUUCUCUGCUCAUUUUUGGACGCUAUAGAUGUAUCUUCGUGUAUUGAUUUUGAUUUUAUAUGUACGUUCAGGCUUUGAUGGCUCUGUAACAGUUGGAUACUCUUGUUUGAAAUUGAGAGGAUGGAUAUAUCUUAUAUUUCUCAAUGUGAUAUAUUUCUCUUCCAAGUACUCAACCCUUUUAAAUUG